CUUCAUUUUUUUAAUCAUGUGCUUUGCUUGUUCAACACUGAUAGAGUUUUUUCUUUGUAUAUUUAGAUUGGGAGAGUUUCAAAGAGAAAGAGAAACAAAGAAGAAGAAAAAACACAGAGAAGCUUCCAUUAUAUUCAUCCAUGGCUUCUAAGCUUCUUUUGAUUGCUGUCUUUGUUCUUGAUCUUAUUGCUUUUGGUUUAGCUGUUGCAGCUGAGCAAAGAAGAAGCACUGCGAAGAUUGUCCAGGACAGUGAAGUUAAUUACAACUAUUGUGUAUAUGACUCAGACAUAUCCACUGGCUAUGGUGUUGGUGCAUUUUUGUUCCUUAUGGCUAGCCAAGCCAUUAUAAUGGUAGCCAGCCGAUGCUUCUGCUGUGGAAAGGCCAUGAACCCUAGCGGUUCAAGGGCCUGGGCAGUCAUCCUUUUCAUUGUAUGCUGGUUGUUUUUCCUAAUAGCGGAGAUAUGCUUGCUGGCCGGAUCGGUCCGGAAUGCUUACCACACCAAGUAUCGGUCCAUUUUCAGCGAGCAGCCUCCGUCUUGUGAAACAGUGAGAAAAGGAGUGUUCGGUGCAGGGGCAGCCUUCAUUUUCUUAACAGCCAUAGUGAAUAAGUUGUACUAUAUUAGCUACUCAAAUGCUAGGGAGAACAGCUUCCAGCCUUACGGAGGCGGCCGAGAGGCUGGAGUUGGCAUGGGAGCCUACAAGUAAGCGAUGACAGAAAGGAAUUGGGACUUCAAGUUAUUGCAGUAAUACUAUGUGACUGCAAGAACUUUAUGCUAUUGAUUUGCUUACUUCAUUGUCUGGGACGGGUUUCCAUUUCAUGUUCUUAAGGGUUCGAUAUAGGCGAUAGAUGGUAUUUCGUAUUAGAUUCAUAAUUUUUUUUUUAUUUCCUGUUCUUCCCUAAUUCAAAAUUCUGUAAUUUUUUUUGAAGUUUCUUGUAAACAAGACUGGUGUUUGUGUUCCA
Messenger RNA from Hibiscus syriacus, 960 nucleotides. RefSeq lists its product as uncharacterized. NCBI's taxonomy places the organism in Eukaryota, Viridiplantae, Streptophyta, Magnoliopsida, Malvales, Malvaceae. The record is from RefSeq and is a predicted model, not a curated record. Bases 141 to 704 code for a protein of 187 amino acids. The transcript has 3 exons.